Panicum hallii is the source of this 1518-nucleotide messenger RNA. RefSeq names its product auxin-responsive protein IAA27-like. Gene Ontology annotation, cellular component: nucleus. Gene Ontology annotation, biological process: regulation of DNA-templated transcription. The record is from RefSeq and is a predicted model, not a curated record. The transcript is spliced from 5 exons. Gene Ontology annotation, molecular function: protein binding. Bases 195 to 1232 code for a protein of 345 amino acids. Lineage: Eukaryota; Viridiplantae; Streptophyta; Magnoliopsida; Poales; Poaceae.
CCAUCUUAUAUUCUGGCGACAUACUUAUUCUACAACCAUAAACCAUCAACCCUGACCAACACUCACCCAACUCAGUCACUCACUCUCCAUCUCUGUCACUCCUUGUGCAGCUCACCUUCCUCUUCUCCUUGCUAGCUCAGUCUCCCAUCUUCCCCUUCGACUCUCAGAUCAUCAGUUUGUUAACCAUAGUCCUUAUGAUGAAUCUAGUAUCAUUUGAGACACCGCCUCUUGGAAGGAAAGAGAGAGCUAAUACUACCAUCACGGCAAAAGCGUCUGCUAGGGCAAACGAAUCAAGCUCCAGCAGCACUUGCUUCCACAGCCAUCUGGACCUCAGCCUUGGCAUCUCCUUGUCUCAUGGCAGCGGCAGCUGCGACGCAACUGGCUGCAGCGGCAUCAAGGCGAGCUGUGGUGGUCGACAGGGAAGCGGUGGCGACAAGAACCUCGGUUCCAUGACCAGUGGCACCACCACCACCACCACCACAAAUGUCCUUACCGCAGGGCAUUGCCAUGUAAGUGAUUCGACUGCAGGAGGCGGUUGGGCAGCGGCGUUCAUGCCGAGCCCGACCGGCUUCAUGCACCCAUGGAGCCUCGCCGCACGGCAGCAGAAGGCAGCCGCCGAGCAGAAGCUGACGCCGCCGGCCACGUAUGUGCCAAGCAGUGAUGCUCGUGUCGUCCCAUUGCCGUCAGCCAUCGGCUGGCCGCCAGUGCAUACGUCCCGGCGCAACAUCGUCACCGCUAUGCACGUAACGAAGACAGGCGGCGCCACAGUCGCGGCAGACGGGCCGAAGGGCAGUACGACGACACACGCCGGUGGUGAGAAAAAUGCGGCGGCGCCGACAGACAGCACGGUCGUAGCGACACGGCCGCCGGCGAACAUGUUCGCCAAGGUUCACAUGGAUGGAUGUACAAUAGGCAGGAAGAUCAACCUGAGGGCCCAUGGCAGCUACGAGUCCCUGUCUCGGGUGCUCACCAAGAUAACAAGGAAUUUCUUUUGUCCCGCAGACUGUUCAGGUGCAAAUACUGGAGAAGAAGAUCUUCCCAACAGUGACAAAUUCAUAUUUGUUUAUGAAGAUUUUGAGGGUGAUCGAAUGCUGGUUGGUGAUGUUCCGUGGGAGUUAUUCCUAGCGUCUGCUAAAAGAUUGUACAUUGUCCAAAACCCAGCAUCAAGAGACAAAGGUCAUGGUGAACGUGAUGGAAAAGAUAAAACUGAAGAACCACCAAGAAAUAACUGAAGGCACCUGUCAAGCAAGUGAUCAGAAGGACAUAAUCAUGCAUAUACACUAUAUGCAUUUGCAUUUCUUGAUUUGGCAUAUAUAGUUCUGAACUAGUGUUCUUCUUGUACUAAUUAAUUAACUAGUAGCUAUGAAGAGCGAGUUUUCUUGUACCGUUGGCCUAAUCAAUGUGCAUAUAGUUUUGAUCAUCAUGUAAGAAGAAUUCUACAAAAGACAAAACAUGCCGUAAACGUUGGACUGAACAGCGAUACAUAUGAAACAUAUAACUUGUUAGCACCCUUGUAUU